Messenger RNA from Puntigrus tetrazona (Sumatra barb), 3688 nucleotides. RefSeq names its product cohesin subunit SA-2 (gene stag3). Gene Ontology annotation, cellular component: chromatin; nucleus; cohesin complex. Gene Ontology annotation, molecular function: chromatin binding. Bases 110 to 3463 code for a protein of 1117 amino acids. NCBI's taxonomy places the organism in Eukaryota, Metazoa, Chordata, Actinopteri, Cypriniformes, Cyprinidae. The transcript has 32 exons. The record is from RefSeq and is a predicted model, not a curated record. Gene Ontology annotation, biological process: sister chromatid cohesion.
AGAUGAACGUGCUUCUGUUAUAAACUCAUUUCAAGUCAUCGUUACUAAGUUCUUUCUGAGAGGUCAUAGUGAAUGUGCUGCUGACCGUCCGCUGAUCAAUAACUGAUUUAUGAACAGCAUGGAUGAGCUGUACAGUUCGGGGGAUGAGGAUGUCUCUCUGACUGGAAGCGACUUUGAGUUCCAGGUAAAAUCCUCCAAGAGGAAACUGAACUCAAAUCAGGGAUCAUCAUCUCCUAAGAGGGUCUGUCAACCGUCAGUCAGUGGCUCCAGCCAAUCACAGAGCCCGGUGGAGCCCCGCCCCCUCCGUCAUCUGUAUGAAGCAGUGCGGUCCGGACGAAGUGCACUGCUGACAGUGAUAGAUGAUUGGCUAGAGGAGUACAGAAGAGACAGAGAGGCGGGGCUUCUGGAGCUCAUCAACUUUGUGGUUCAGUGCAGUGGCUGUAAAGGAGUCGUGACCAGAGAGAUGUGCAGGAGCCUGCAGAACGCCGAUAUCAUCAGUCAGCUGACGAAAGAGUUUAACGAGGACUCGGUCAGUUAUCCUCUGGUGUCGGUGGGCUCUCAGUGGCGACGCUUCGCUGAAGGCGUGUGUGAGUUUGUGUCUCUGCUGGUUCGAGGCUGUCGUAACAGUGUGUUGUACGAUGAUUUUCUCUUCUCGUCGUUCAUCGCGCUGCUCACGGGUCUGGCCGACUCACAAGUCCGUGCCUUCAGACACACCAGCACGCUCAUCGCUAUGCGGUUGAUGUCGUCGAUCGUCUCCGUCGCUGCAGAGGUGAACACUCAGGCACUGAUGACCCAGAGACGCUGUGAGCUGGAGAAGAACAAGCCGGCUGAACACAGAGCCUUUGACCGAAUAGAAGAACUAGAGCACUCUUAUAGAGAGCUGCUGGAGCAUCAGGAGGACUUGCGCUCUUUGAUGAACGGGAUCUUUAAGGGUGUUUUCGUUCAUCGGUAUCGGGACAGACUUAGUGAAAUCCGGGCCAUCUGCAUGGAGGAGAUGGGGGUGUGGCUUCGAGAAAACCCCGCCUCUUUCCUCAAUGACGAGCACCUCAAAUAUGUGGGCUGGAUGCUGCACGAUAAACAAGCUGCUGUUCGACUGCAGUGUGUGUUGGCUUUACAGAAGCUUUAUGUGGAGAAAGACUUCAUCAGCCAUUUAGAGCUCUUCACCAGCCGCUUUAAGGAACGAAUUCUGUGUAUGAUUCUGGAUAAAGACUCGGACGUGGCAGUGGAAACGGUGAAGCUGCUGCUGCUCAUUAAACAGCAGACAGAUGAAGGUCUGAGUGAGGAAGAGUGUGCUGCUGUGUAUCCACUGGUUUUUGCCACACACCGAGGUCUGGCCUGCGCAGCCGGAAGAUUCUUGUACCACAUGCUGUGUGCUGUGUUAGAUGGGCAGUCAGACAAAUGCAGUGCUUCUGUCCUUCAUUUGUUGGCGCAUUUCUUUAUUGAGAGCGAGUAUCAUGAGCAUGCUGCGUAUCUGGUCGAUAGUCUGUGGGAUAUUGCAGGGGUGGAGCUAAAAGACUGGGAACUGAUGACAUCACUACUGCUAGAGGAAACUGGCAUGGAGGACAAGCUGGAGAGUGCUCUGAUAGACAUCAUGAUGUGUGCAGUGAGACAGGCUGCUGAAGCCACGCCUCCCAGCUCUCGAGCGCAGAAGAAGAACCUGUCAGCGCGGGAGAAGAGGCUCCAGGUUCAAGAUCGGAGACGCAUCACAAAUCUUUUCAUCCCCGUGCUGCCUCAGUUACUGGCAAAGUUCUCAGCAGACGUGAGGAAGGUGAGCUGUCUGCUCCGAGCACCGCUCUUCUUCCAGCUGGAGGUUUACGGCACAUCGGGACGCCUGGAGAAAAGUCUGGAUCUGCUGCUGUCUCAGGUGUGUGACAUCACGCUGAAGCACCGUGACGAGUGUGUGUUAGAGGCGUGUGUGCGUGUGUUGUGUGCGUUGUGUAGUGAGAGCUACAGCUUCUGUGGCCGAGCCGAGAGAGCCGUCGGUCAGCUGCUGGACUCAACCGUGGAGAAGUUCACCUCAAACCUGGCAGAGAUACUGCAGGGGUCAGCUGAUGAAGAUGAUUUGUAUGGAGCUGCUUCCUCUCUGAACGUUCUGGCCGUCUUUAGCAGUGCCAGAGAUUUAACCGGAAGGAACCUGUUUGAGUUCUGCUUUCAGCUGCUGAAGAUGGGAAUAGAGACAAGAGAAAUCAACGAGAAGCUGAUGGUUCCAGCUCUUAAGUGUUCAGUCUUCCAUCUGUUCUGGAAAGGAACGAAGAUUAAGCUACAGACUCCAGCAAAAGACAAGGCGGAGCUGAAGCGUGUGAUGAAGGCUCUUCACUCGUUCUGUGUGGUGUCUCAGAGCUGUCUGUCUCUGCCUCAGAGAUGCAUCAGGAGUCAGGCGUUUGUGUGUCUGUGUGACGUGCUGCUCGUCUUCGGGAGGCUGUGUGAAGGAGACGGCUCUCCGCUGCAGCGCUUCAGUCCUGACGACUCUCUCAAAGCGGAAAUGGCUUCUUUCAUCAUCGACUAUGUCUUCAGCGACCCUGAGGAGGAUCUGGAUGGUGAGGAGGAGUGUGAGGAGAUGAAGAUGGCUGCUCUGCUGCAGAAGAGGACUCAGCUGGCAGGAUACUGUAAACUUAUCAUAUAUGGAGUCCUGGAGCUUCAAGCUGCCACAGACAUACUCAAAUACUACAACAAGUUCUACAAGGAUUUUGGUGACAUCAUCAAAGAGACUCUCAGCAAAUCUAAGAUGAUCAGCUCCGUGGAGAGUGCUAGGACUGUGUGUUUGUGUCUGCAGCAGCUCUUCUCAGGGCUGGAGCAGGAAGGCCGUGAUGAAGAGCUGACAGAGAUCAGGUUUCUGGCGAAGAAGCUGGCGAUGAACUUCAGCAUUAACCUGCGUCUGAUCCGUAAACCACUGCUGGCGUUACACCAGGACGGCAUCCGCUUCUCCAGUCAAGGGCUUGAUACGGGAGAGCUAAUGAACCUGAGCUUCUUGGAGAUCCUGAGUGAAUUCAGUUUCAAACUCCUGCCGUCUGAACGCAAGCAGCUGUUGCUGUAUCUGCGCCGUGUGUUUGCUUCAGUGAUGGACAGUGAGUUUGUGAAGAUGUACGAGCGGUCACUGACUUCAGGAUCAAAAGAAACUUCAGCAGCAGCAGAAACACCCAGGAAGAAACGCAGACGCACACACAGUUUGACCAGCGGUUUGGAAACUCCAGCUUUAACACCACACACACACCGUGUUGACAUGGAUGAUGAUUUCACAGACAGGUCUGUCCUGAGGAAGAGUGUGAUCCGCAGCAGACCUCAGAGUCCGUUCUCUCAGAGCAUCCAGUCUCAUCUCAGCUCACUAUCCCUGGGUCAUGAAGAUGCUUCAGGGGACGAGGAGGAGCCAGAAAUCGAUGAUUACGAUGAUGAAGACUCUGAGCUGAACAUGGCUUUGCCCUCCACACACGGCUCUGCCAGCUUCCUGGAGGAUCUGUUUGAGUGAAACCAGGAAACCACGUUCACGUUUCCCUGAAGCAGUGGAGCAUCAUGGGAUGUCGUGUUACUGCACCUGUUUAAUACCCUGUUAAAUGUUGAGUCAUUCAUGUUGAUCUGAAUGAGAAAAGCACAAAAAAACCUGUUUAAUUUCAUGAUGGUUAUAAAUGAUUUGAAGUAUGUUAAAGUAUUUUGUUUAUGAUUUGUUUAAAUAAAUAAUUUACAUUUAUUUGUA